Hydractinia symbiolongicarpus is the source of this 1466-nucleotide messenger RNA. RefSeq lists its product as uncharacterized. The record is from RefSeq and is a predicted model, not a curated record. The transcript has 3 exons. NCBI's taxonomy places the organism in Eukaryota, Metazoa, Cnidaria, Hydrozoa, Anthoathecata, Hydractiniidae. The coding region runs from base 184 to 1401 and encodes 405 amino acids.
AAUUAUGAAUACUCUGCAGUCUAAUUUAUAUUGUGCCACUUGAAAUAAUUCCGUUUUCGCUGCUACCUUAACUCUGCUAUGGAGAGCGUCCUUCAUUAUAAAAAGGAAUUGUUUUAAUGAGAAGUUUCUCAACUAAUACUUUGUAUACGAAGUAAAGUAUAAGAGAACUUUAAAGAAAUCGGAAUGACAAAACGAGUCUUGCAAAAGCCUGCGUGGAAAGAGGCAUUGGGAGCCUCAAUGAGAUCGAAAAGGCUUAAGUUAAUGCCUGAUAAAGAUAACCGCUUUUGUUGUCCUGUGGCUGAUUGUGACAGCGAGUCGUAUGGAAGUAAAAGAGGGUGUAGAAAACAUGUCUAUAACCGUCAUGGAUGGUUUUAUUAUUUCGAUAAAAGACCGAAUAUCGACGAAGUACUUCCCCACUUCAGUACGAGAAAUCGCAUAAAAGAUCCCCAAAGAAAGCGCGCCUCCACAUUUUCAAUGCCGUCUUUUGCUAAAACAUGUAAUUUGGCAGUUGCAUUUAGGACAUGGUUAAAAAGUCCAGGUGGUGGUGGUAAAGAUCAUUCUCAGGCCGAUCAAAUAACUUGUAAAGUUUUAAAGUAUGCCAAAUAUUGCUGCGAGGAUUCUCCUUCGGUAUGGGAAGUACCAUUCCCUGUUAUCGACUACUGUGUUGGCUCUAUUAAUAUGCUUUCUGAUUUCGUAGAUUUUUUGAGAGACCAAUGGAAGGUUGGCUUCUCAGGAAUAAUUGGCUACAUGAAUGCUAUUGGGCACAUGCUUGAUUACAGACGAAGCACAGAUGUACUCACACUAAUAAACGAAUACAUUGACAAUGUACGACGAAGAUUGAACCCCACCAACGAUUAUCUACUAGUGUGUCGAAAUGGUAAGCAGUUGACGCGUAUUUCGGACGUAUUCGGUAGAAUUGUUUAUCAAGCAAUUGGUAAGUAUAUAAAUCCUACACGAUAUAGGCAAAUCAUCGAAACCGAAAGUGUUGCACACUUAGAAACAAAAGAACAAGCAAUUCUUUCUCAAGAUCAAAAACACACGUCGCAGGUAGCUAAAGUUCAUUACCAGAAGACUGAAUCGCGCAAUAUAGCUGCAAAAGCCAGGUUAUGUAUGGAUAAAUUACGAGAUCAAACAACGUGUACUUUAACUGUAAGCGAAAUCAAUAGUAACACCAAAAAUGUGAAAACGUCUGGAAGUACUUUGGAACACGAAACACCUGUUCAAACGAGACAGAAAAAAGUUAGUUUUAGUGCCAUGGAGGACAAGUUUUUACAAGCUGGGCUACAAAAAUAUGGCAAUGCAAAAUGGACUUCCAUUCUCGCAGAUCCUAACUACUCCUUUCAUUGUAGCCGUAAAGCUAGUACAUUGGCGGUUAGAGCGAAGACAAAACAAUUUAUAUAAGUUUAAAUUGUAUUUAUAAUAAAAAUAACUUUGUAAAUUUACAAAGAUUUUUGAAAACCAGAAUA